UUGUGUUGUAUGUUACAGAGAAUCUAAGAUAACACUAUUUUGCUAUUCUUAACUAAUCACAUUUUGUCGUAGCGUGAUAUAGAUUCCACUUAUUAGAACGUGAUUGGAUGGAGAGAUCCAGUGAUAUCUCCGUUACUACAUGCAAGUUCUUCUCAUAUUGUUGAGACGAGGGUUAUAUUUCCGAGAGAUUCUACAGUCUCAACAAACUGCUUGCUAUGUAAGUAUUAGCCGCGGCUUUCAACGGCUACAAGUAAGACCACGUGUGGAAACCGGUGGUUCAACGGUGUAGAACCAAAGCCUAGAGCCAAAGCCGCAGCAGCCGCCUGAAGAUUCUCAAAACGGACAGCAGCAUACGUGUCACUUCCACUGCCGUUAGAUCCAACACCCCACACUCCAAUCCAACAACCCAAAACCGCCCCCCUAACUCACAACGUAUCGAGAAACAACCGGCCCAGAACGAUCCACGUGUCGCUCCCGAUGCAUUAUUACCCCUCUAGAUCCAACGGACCCCAACACCGCUGCCUCUCCUCCCUCAUCGCUCUCCGACGCAGUCCAUCCGAUACGCCCAAGAACCCCGAUAUGGCCGAUUCGGACAACGACUCGGGCGGGAACAACGACGGCAGCCAAGCACAGAGCGGGGAGCUGUCGGCGCGUGAGCAGGACCGAUUCCUGCCGAUCGCUAACGUGAGCCGGAUCAUGAAGAAGGCGCUGCCGGCGAACGCGAAGAUCUCGAAGGACGCGAAGGAGACGGUGCAGGAGUGCGUGUCGGAGUUUAUCAGCUUCGUCACCGGAGAGGCCUCCGACAAGUGCCAGAGGGAGAAGAGGAAGACGAUCAACGGCGACGAUUUGCUCUGGGCGAUGACGACGCUAGGGUUCGAGGAGUACGUGGAGCCGCUCAAGGUUUAUCUGCAGAAGUAUCGGGAGCUGGAGGGCGAGAAGAUCACCAUGGGCGGCAGAGACAAGGAUAGUGCCGGCGGCGGCGGUGGGGGGGCUUCCGGUGGAGGUGUAAGCUCUGGGUCAAGCGGCGGCGGUGGUGGGUAUAAUGGGGUUUAUGGUGGAAUGGUGAUGAUGGGUAAUCAUCAUCAUCAGGGACACGUGUACGGUUCUGGUGGUGGGUAUCAACAACAUCAUAUGGGUAUGGGAAGUGGCGGAGUUAGGGUUGGGAAUAGUGGAGGUUCAGGUGGUGGUGGUGGAAAUGGUGGAGCUUCAGUUGUGAGGUGACUCGGGUCAAUGCAGGUGCUAUGCUCGGUUGCUUUACUUAGGGAUGAUGAUUAUGAUGAUAAAUGACUGUUAAUCUUAAUUUAGGUGGGUUAAUUCAAUUUUCUUGAGUUCUAUAUAGAUGUGUGUCUGUGUGUAAGUGUAAUUGUGGGAAAAGGAAAGGGGUAUAGUGGGAAAGGACAAAUGUAUGUAUCAUAUUGAUUCUCAUGUAGAUAGUUUUGAUUAAA
Molecule: messenger RNA, 1445 nt
Organism: Prunus mume (Japanese apricot)
Lineage: Eukaryota; Viridiplantae; Streptophyta; Magnoliopsida; Rosales; Rosaceae
Product: nuclear transcription factor Y subunit B-3-like
Biological process (GO): regulation of transcription by RNA polymerase II
Cellular component (GO): CCAAT-binding factor complex; nucleus
Molecular function (GO): protein heterodimerization activity; RNA polymerase II cis-regulatory region sequence-specific DNA binding; DNA-binding transcription activator activity, RNA polymerase II-specific
Source: RefSeq, a predicted model, not a curated record